AGGACUCUUUUCAAACAUUUGAUCCGGUGUGAAAAGUACCUGGCGUGUUGUGUUGAUGCUGCGUGGCUUCAUGGUUUAAGUAACACGGCUUUGUCUUUGUCUUUAGGUUUGUAGAUGGUAUGCUUUAUUGUGCGUAAAAUAAACCUAGGAUUUUACUGAAUGUGUCGCUGAGGAUCCUUUUGUCUCGGAUGCCAGCGACUCAAUGGAUUCUCACAUUAUCACACCAGGUCCUUAUCGAGCCACUAAACUGUGGAAUGAAGUGACCAAGCUUUUCCGAGCUGGGAUGCCUGUGAAGAAGCAUCGUCAGCACUUAAAGGCUUAUCCAAACUGCUUCUCCGCCACCGCAGCAGUGGACUGGUUACACGACCUUCUCAGGAACAACUGCAACUUUGGGCCCGAGGUGACCAGGCAGCAGACGGUCCAGCUUUUAAAGAAGUUCUUAAAAAACCACGUCAUCGAGGAUGUAAAAGGACGAUGGGGUAUGGAGGACUUGGAGGACAACAGUCACCUCUACAGGUUUCCACCAACAUCACCACUGAAGCUGAUCCCUGCCACUUCUCAAGGCACAAGGAAAAAGAGUUUGUCUUUGAAGGACAGAGAGGGCUUCUUCAAAUUGAGAGGUUCCAAGAAAUUUGACAAAGAAAUCCAAGAAAAUAUAGCUCCAGCUGUAGAAGAUGUUUCCAGCAGCCCCUUAGAAGAAGCUGAACACUGUAGAGAAAUCACAGAGGAGGAAAUUCAGGAUAUUUGGAAGAACGUAACAUUAACACAUUUGCAGAAGUUGUUGGGUUCGCCAUUUCUGGACGAUGUUUUAAAUCCAGCAGAAGUCAGUUCUCACUACAUCAUGUAUAACAUGACCAAAGUAAAUAAGCAUGGAGUUGUUACCUUAGAAGAUAAGACAGAGGAUCUGCCACACUGGGUUUUGUCAGCCAUGAAAUGUCUUGCAAAUUGGCCAAAGUUUGACCAGCCAUCUUACCCAGGCUUUGAGAGGGACGUCUUCAAAUCAGUGUCUGACUAUUUUCACAGUCUUCCCCAGCCAAUGCUGACCUUUCAGUACUAUGAAUUGUUUGUUAAUGUUCUGGUUUUGUGUGGUUAUGCCACUGCUCCCGGUACUCAGCGUGGAAAACGUAAAAACCUGGAGGAGCCGAGCUGUCCGCAGCCGGCUAAAGCCCCUCAUCUGAACACUGCCAACGCUUUUAGAUCCACCGAGUGCCUCUUGCUGAGUUUAAUAAGAAAGGAGUCUUUUGAGGAGACUGAGUCCCCCAUGAAAGAGGUGUUUGCUACUAAAAUUAAAACCCAGUUUGCAGGCUCAAGGGCGCGUCCCAAUGGACGUCCACUUAGCAGGUUUCCACGCAGGAGCUGCUCUUUGGAAAGAAUCCUGGAUGAAUCUGUAGAUUCGUGCCCAAAAUGGGAGCUCUUCAGGUCUGCUGAAAGUCUAGCGUCUUUGAGGACUAACAGCACUGACGGUUCCUCCCCUGAAGGAAGUUCUCAAGCAGAUACGGAGCCUAAACCUGAAGGUUCUUCCUCUAUAUCCUGUAACACCUCUCCAAGUGAGACUUGUCCAAGUAUAGAGACUUCUCAAAGCUCAAGCUCUCAACUGUCCUCAGAUUGUCAGCCUACCAGCCAGAGAUCUGCCAGGCCUCGACCCAGAAGCAUCGGAAACUGUCUUGAUAUACUGGAGCACAGAGAAAUGUCAGCAAGUUGCUUUAGCAUCAAUGCUCCAAUAGCAGAAAUUACCAUGAGACCGGACUUGUCCUCCUCUACGGUUAGUCUUAGAGCUCCUGGGUUGGUUCGUUUGCAUGGAAGUUGCUUGGAUGUCAGCACAGCUCCAAGCAAUAGCAGACGUUGUCAAAGCUCUCUGGAUCUGUGCAAGCCUGUUGCGCCGUCUCGUCCCUCAAUGUCUUCUGUUGCACGUCGCCUGAGUCCUGAGCAAAGCUUGCUGCAGCCUGCGCUGGAGCGCCUUGCCAUCGAGGCACUGCAGCUCUGCACUCUUCUCCUUCCUCCGGUUUCUCGCCGCAAACUACAGCUGCUCCUGCGCAUGAUCUCGCGCAUGAGCCAGAAUGUGGACAUGCCUCGUUUGCAUGACACCAUUGGCACACGUACACUGCUGGUGCAAACUUUCUCUCGCUGCGUGUUGAGCUGUGAGGAGGAAGUAGAUCUGGAUGAGCUCUUGGCCACCAGGCUGCUGUCGUUUUUAAUAGAUCAUCAUCAAGAAGUUCUCCAGGUGCCCGUGUACCUGCGUAAUGCUGUUGAACAACAUAUCACCUACCUCAGAUCCCAGAAGAGACUCCCUCUUCCAACUUACUCAUUCUGCAAACAGAUCAGCACUCAGGAGUUUGAGGAGCAGAAGCUGUCAUUGUCUCAAGCAGCUGUUGCAGAGCUGCUGGAGAGCAUCAUCAAGGACAAAGGCAUGUCAGUCAAGGAGAAGAAGAAGAAACUCAGACUGUUUCAGAAGGAAUAUCCUGACAUCUACUCUCGCCGCUUCCCCACCACAGAGAGCGAGGCACAGCUUUUUGCAGAUAAACCAAAGAUCAAACCACCUAUGUUGACUGGAAUAAGGAAAUCUAAAGCAUUUAACAUUCGAAACUGAGUACGUGUUGUAGCAGUGUGUAUCUGAGUGUUAUGUGGUUUUGUCAUGAAUGCUUUAGGAUUAAGGGACAUGUGUGUCAUUCUUUACAGUUACUGCUUAUUGUAAUUCCAUGGAGGCUUUAAUAUUAAGAGUCAAACAAAUUGCAGAUAUUUCUGCGUUUGCUCGCUUAGUAAGAGCAGGGAGAGCAAAUGGUCCACAUGACUGGAAGUUAUACUAUUUCCUGGGAUUGAAGUGUUAUGUCAUACCAUUUAAGGGAAGUUUUAAUGAUUAUUUCCUCACCUUAUAUAUUUGUUAUUUAUUUUAUGUACAUAGUUGCCUUGCAUUCUUGGGAGCUCUAAGACAGUGUCACUGUCCAAAUUCAUAUUAUAAAGGACAUGUCAGGGUUAGUUUUAUUGUCAGGUUAAACAUUCUCUGUUCAUAGUUUGGGUAAUUUUAACGCUGGUGCCAUUGGGAAACUAAUCCUGUCUAACUGGAACCAUAGGUGAGUAGAAAUUUAUUUUUGAAAUGUUUACAAAAGGAUUAACAGCUAUUCAUUUAAGCAAGGUUGCUUAUAAACCAAAUGAAGGUGUGUCAUGUUUUCAAACAUUUAUUUGUUGGUCUAUUUAAUUUAUACAUUAUCAGCGUUUCCCUCAUUUUAUGUAACAGUUUUAGUUUGACUGAUUAGUUUGUAGUGAGCUUAUUUCUGUGUUGUUUUUUUGUUCUGUAUAAAUUCAUACAGUAAUUCCAGCUGAAGUAGCUUGAAAACUAAAUUCACACUCCAUAACAGUUUUUCUGUCAGUUUAUACUAAGUCUGUGAUUUAUGAUGGGAUACCUUUUAAGUGAACAUUUAGUUUCAACCCACUAUGCAAUAGAAACAAUUUUUUUUUUUUUUUUUGCACUAUUGUCAUCAGAUAUCUAGUUAAAUCAUCAUCACAACAGUUUAUCUAACCAUUUUUGGAGAUGGUGUACCCUGACAGUCUAGUGUUUUUAAUAGAUCUUUUUAGAUAUUUGCUUGAGUACAUUGUUUUAUCAUUCAAAAAUAAAUUCCUUUUUAUCUGAUACUGACAUCUGCUCUGGGUCAGGCUUUCCAAAAAGGAUUUGCUAUGAUUGCUACUGAAGUCAGUGUUGAAGUGUGAUCAUGAGCAGUAUUCAUGGUGUGAUGCUUUUGAUUAUUAACCAAGCCAACCUUUGUGAUGUACAGUUUUAAUGGAAUUUAUGCUAUGCAA
Hemibagrus wyckioides is the source of this 3792-nucleotide messenger RNA. It is a transcript of the gene depdc1, whose product is annotated as DEP domain containing 1a. The transcript is spliced from 12 exons. Lineage: Eukaryota; Metazoa; Chordata; Actinopteri; Siluriformes; Bagridae. Gene Ontology annotation, biological process: intracellular signal transduction. Bases 203 to 2587 code for a protein of 794 amino acids. The record is from RefSeq and is a predicted model, not a curated record.